UUCACUGUACAUUUCAUUUGUUGAUUUGUGUUGAUUAUUGUUGAAUAAAUUGAACGUCCUGUACUGACAGUUCUUUCGUCAAGGAUUACUUUCUUUACAGGUUGAUUGUGUAAUUCAACAGAGACUAAUUAACACUCGGUCACAAUCGGCGGUAUAUUUCCUCCAAAACGGUCCCGCACCCUUUGCCUUGAGGUCGCUCUGUGUGGUCUCUCGUGUGGGGAAAAGCCUUUGGUUGGGAAGAUCGACUCUGCCACUAAUAGUGCUUGGUUUGAUCCCAUCAACUCAGGAUACAUCUGAUGAUAUGCCAGCUUUCGAAUUUGUUGUUCCCCUGACCAGCAACGCUGGCAUGGGUAUUACCAUGCCCAUCCCAGGCAACACACAGCCCUGGCAGCAGUUUGUCACCCAGGAUUUGCGCUAUCACAUUGUCUUUAAACUAGUUCAAGCAGUAUUUCCAUCACCUGACCCCAAAGCCAUGAAGGACAAGGGAAUGGGAAAAGUAGUAGCCUAUACGCCCAAAGAAUGGAAAAGGACAUGUAUGAGCAAGCCAGCAGUAGGGAGGAGUACUAUCACCUCUUGGCUGAGAACAUCUACAAGAUCCAGAAAGAGCUGCAGGAGAAGCCACAGAAGAGGAUGCAGGAGGUACUGAUGCUGCCGCUGGAGGCAUCCCCAUUAAUGCAGAAGCGCUGCUGCCCCAGCCUCAGCCUCCCCACUAACUGCCCAGACCAGUAUGUCCACUGGGAAAAUGUAGCUCUUUCAACCAAAGUAUAUCAGAUUUAUGCUGUACAUAACUACAAGUAUAUGGUCUUGAAGGGUUAUUUCGGUGUCAGUGUUGCUUGGCUCAGCAAUGAAAAGUGGACUGGUAGAAUGGGGCGUCAGGUUGGCAUAGUGACACUUUUGUCACCUUCCACUUCUGUGAAUCCAGCCCAGGUUAUCAUGGGGAUUUUUCAGUCUUUACUUAACUUUGUGGGUUUCUCUCUACAAUGGUCAUGUGGAGUUUUUCCUUCCACUUCUAAAACUGAACACUAUCCUCAUAUAUUUGCAGUUGUAAUUUGAAGUUGUAGAUCGUCACAUUUCUCAAGUGGUUACUGGCAGCCCUUUGAAAAACAUCCUGGA
Acanthaster planci (crown-of-thorns starfish) is the source of this 1113-nucleotide messenger RNA. Its product is annotated as histone acetyltransferase p300-like. The record is from RefSeq and is a predicted model, not a curated record. NCBI's taxonomy places the organism in Eukaryota, Metazoa, Echinodermata, Asteroidea, Valvatida, Acanthasteridae. Gene Ontology annotation, biological process: regulation of DNA-templated transcription. Gene Ontology annotation, molecular function: transcription coregulator activity.